CUGCAUUAAGCCAAUGUGCACCGCUAGCACAUCACUUCCAAAGCAGAAACUAAGGGCCACAGUCUCCAGGACCAGGUCAUUAAAAUACACAGCAAGAUCAAAUCAAAGCAGACAGUAGCAGACUCAAAACAUUCCUAUUCACAAACAACACAGGAGGAAUGAAUGAAGAGAAAGCACACUGGAAAGAUCAUGCAAAGGACUGAUUAAGCUGAAUUCGGCCGGCCUGCUGAAUAUGCCCCGGAGCCCGACGUCCAGCGAGGAUGAGAUGGCCCAGAGCUUUUCCGACUACUCCGUGGAAUCUGAGUCUGACAGCUCCAAGGAGGAGACCAUCUACGAAACCAUAAAGGCCACGGCGGAGCGGCCGCGUAGCAGAAUGGAGGACAUCCAGAGCAAUUCGCUGGUCAUCCGCGUGGUCAUCCCUGACCUGCAGCAGACGAAAUGCAUGAGGUUUAACCCCGAUGCCACCGUGUGGGUUGCCAAGCAACGGAUCCUGUGCACGCUGAGCCAGAGCCUGAAGGAUGUCCUGAACUAUGGCCUGUUUCAGCCUGCGGGCAAUGGGAGGGACGGCAAAUUCCUGGAUGAGGAACGGCUCCUCAGGGAGUAUCCCCAGCCCAUCAGCAAAGGGGUCCCCUCAUUAGAGUUUCGCUACAAGAGCCGGGUGUACAAACAGCCAAACGUUGAUGAGAAGCAGAUUGCCAAACUUCACACAAAGGCCAACUUGAGGAAGUUCAUGGAUCACAUCCAGCACCACCAGGUGGACAAAGUGACCAAGAUGCUUGAGAGAGGGCUCGACCCCAACUACCAUGACCCGGAUACUGGAGAAACUCCACUGACCUUCGCUGCCCAUCUGGACAACGUAGUGGACAUCAUAAAGGCGCUGAAAAACGGGGGCGCACACCUGGAUUUCCGAGCAAAAGAUGGACUGACUGCCCUGCACAAGGCUGCCAAGUCCAAAAAUCAAGUUGCUUUGACGACACUUCUGGAGUUGGGCGCCUCCCCAGACUACAAGGACAGCAGGGGCCUGACGGCCCUGUACCACACAGCCAUGGUGGGUGGAGAUCCCUACUGCUGCGAGCUUCUGCUGCACGAGCAUGCCACGGUCAGCUGCCAGGACGAAAACGGCUGGCACGAGAUCCACCAGGCCUGUCGGUACGGACAUGUUCAACACCUGGAGCAUCUGCUGUUCUACGGAGCGGACAUGAGCGCUCAGAAUGCCUCCGGCAACACAGCGCUACACAUCUGUGCUCUCUACAACCAGGAUCACUGUGCCAGAGUACUCCUGGUCCGCGGAGCCAACAAAGAGGUCAAGAACUUCAACAGCCAAACUCCAUUCCAGGUGGCCAUUAUAGCAGGAAACUUUGAACUGGCAGAGUUGAUUAAGAACCACAAAGAGACUGACAUAGUGCCUUUCCGAGAGGCACCGGCGUAUUCCAACCGGCGGCGGGGUCCCACGAGCACGCUCGCCGCCCCCCGGGUGCUCCUGCGCUCCAACAGUGACAACAACCUGAACGUGAAUAACCUGCCGUCGGACUGGUCCCCGUUGGCCGCCGCCGCCGCCGCCUCCUCGGCCGCCUCUUCCCACCGCAGCCUCUCCCCUCACCUGCUCCAGCAGAUGCAGAACAACCCCAAUGGCACAGUGAAGACCAUGGGGAGGGGGUCCCGCGCCCCCCGAAGCCGCUCGCCCUCCCUCAGCCGCCUGGGGGAGGAGGCCCGGAGGCAGCCCCCCCAGCGCCACAUCGGCCCCGGUGCAAACCGUGAGGCCCACUCCGGCCUGGACUUCCAGGGCUCCAAGCGCAAGCUGUACAGUGCCGUGCCGGGCAGGCACUUUGUGGUGGUCCGGUCCUACCAGCCGCAAGGAGAGGGGGAGAUUGCCCUGUACAAAAACGACAGGGUGAAAGUCCUGAGCAUCGGAGAGGGUGGAUUCUGGGAAGGCAGCUCUCGGGGGCACGUGGGCUGGUUUCCGGCGGACUGCGUGGAGGAGAUCCCCACCAAGCCCAACGAGGAGAGGCCACAGACCCGAGCAGAUAGAUCGGACAGAAAGAAGCUCUUUAGGCACUACACAGUUGGUUCUUAUGACAGCUUUGAUGCCUCAAGUGACUGCGUUGUUGACGAGAAGACCGUGGUUCUGCAGAAGAAAGACAAUGAGGGAUUUGGAUUUGUGCUACGGGGGGCCAAAGGCUUCGGCUGCUACCCCCAAGCUGACACCCCCAUCGAGGAGUUCACCCCCACCCCGGCCUUCCCCGCCCUUCAGUACCUGGAAUCAGUGGACGAGGGUGGGGUCGCAUGGCAGGCGGGGCUUAGAACCGGAGACUUCCUCAUCGAGGUCAACCAGGACAAUGUGGUGAAAGUGGGCCACCGGCAGGUUGUCAACAUGAUUCGGCAAGGGGGCAACCAGCUGGUCAUCAAAGUGGUGACAGUGAGCAGAAACAUGGACCCAGAAGACACGGCUCGCAAGAAAGCACCACCACCUCCCAAGAGGGCUCCAACCACCGCAUUGUCCAUGCGCUCAAAAUCUAUGACCUCUGAGCUUGAGGAGUUAGUGGAUAAAGCUACCUUAAGGAAAAAGAAGGGUGAUGCUCAGCCUUCAAAUAUUGAGGGUCUGAAGAAGAGGAUUGUUUUUCAAGUCACACUAAAUAAAGUGGACGAGGUCGUGCCCCCCCAGAGGCAAGCCCGAGACAACACACCCGCAGAUGCGAGGGUCGCCACCAUCAAGCCUCGCCCGUCCAGUAGGUGUUUCGCCACGCCCACGGGCACGGACAUGAACUCCAUGUAUGAUCGGCAGGGUGUGGCUGUGGUGCCCCCUACAGUGCCAGGUAGCCCCAGAGGAGCCUACCUGGGUGUGCCAAAGGGCACCAUGAGGCGACAGAAGUCAAUAGGUAUAACAGAAGAAGAGAAGCAGUUCCUUACCCCUCCAUUGCUAAAAUUUACUAGGAGCCUUUCAAUGCCAGAUUCAUCAGAGGAUAUUCCACCUCCCCCAGCAAUUUCCCCUCCAUCACCCCCGUACAACACCCCCAAGUCACCCACAGGGCGGGGCUACGGCACCAUGAGACCGGGCUUCAAUCAGAACUCUGCAGCCAAAGGCCCUGGCCCCAACCGGGCGGACGCCAACAUGGGCACCAUGCGCAGGGACAAGGGCAUGUACUACCGACAGGACUCUGAGCAGUACAACGCUGAGGACUACAGCCAGGGCACCUCAGCGCAGCAGAACUACCGCAACCGCAGGGCCCAGGUGCCAGAGAACCCGUACUCAGAGGUGGGGAAGCAGGGCAGCAAAGCGCUGUAUGUGCCCGCAAAGCCGGCCAGGAGGAAGGGCACGCUGGUCAAGCAGCCAAACGUGGAGGACAGCCCGGAGAAGACCUGCUCAAUCCCUAUCCCCACCAUCAUUGUGAAGGAGCCGUCCACCAGCAGCAGUGGCAAGAGCAGCCAAGGCAGCAGCAUGGAGAUUGAGACGUCCACGCCAGACCAGCCAGGCCAGCUGCGGCCCGAGGACAGCCUGACUGUCAACAACCCAUUCGCCGCCGCCAUUGCCGGGGCCGUGCGGGACCGGGAGAAGAGGCUGGAGGCGCGCCGCAACUCGCCGGCGUUCCUCUCCACCGACAUGGGGGACGAGGACGUGGGGCCCACCCCUGCUCCUCGCCUGCGGCACUCCAAGUCCAUCGACGAGGGCAUGUUUAGCAAUGAUGAGCGGCUGCGCAAGAUGAUGGCUCCGCCCGCCUCCCUGACGGCUGCGCCCCGGGGGGGCGGGAAUGUGACUGACUUCAACACUCCAGAGCCCACACUGGUGAGGGAGCCCCUCAGCACGCGCACGGGGAACAGCCCCAACCUGGACAGCCCGGUCAGCCUGCCGGUGACCAAGACAUACAACUCUAAUGGGGGGAACUAUGUGCACCCGGUCACAGGGAAGGCACUGGACCCCAACUCCCCCCUGGCGCUGGCGCUCGCCGCCCGGGACCGUGCCAUGAAGGAGCAGGCCCAGCCGGCCACGCCCAAAAACGAGCCCAUCAAGCCCGACCUUAACAAACCCCUGUUCAUCGACACCAAGCUGCGGCCCAACAUGGAGGCCAGCUUCCCCGUGGCGGCCACCAUGGGCCGGCCACCGCGGGGCGGGCUGAGGAGGCAGAUGACGGAGUCCAAGUACGAGACAGACUCGGCCAAAGACGACGUGAAGGCGGAGGAGAAAAAGAACAUGCUGAUCGACAUCAUGGACACUUCCCAGCAGAAGUCUGCUGGCCUCCUCAUGGUGCACACCGUGGAAGGGGCCAAGACAGAGGAGAACAAGGUGGCAGAGGGGGAGCGAGAGGAGCCCGUGGGCCCUGACAGUGCCCCAGCCGAGCUGCGGGACUCCAACCAGCUGGGCACAGGUGAUGCCGCCAAGCCGCCAGCCGCCAACCCGGCAGCCCCCAACCCCCAGCCCGCCGGCCCCCGCGGGAAGACCAUUAUCACCGUCAGCUCGGUGGACGAGCCCGUCAAGCUCCCCUUCCGCAUACCCCCACCCCCACUGGCCUCCGUGGACAUUGACGAGGAGUUUGUGUUCUCGGAGCCCCUGCCGCCCCCGCUGGAGUUCGCCAACAGCAUCGACAUCCCCGAGGACCAGGCGGGGGCCAUCGCCGAGCUGCUGAAGCAGAGGAAGAACGGGGCAGCUGGACCUUUGUUGGCCCCCAACAACCCCCACCCAGCGGUGGUGGCGGCGACCAGCGCAGACACAAAAAAGCCAGCAGCACUCUCGAACUGCGUGCCACCCGGCUACCUGCCACCCCCUGACAGCCUGGAGCCAAUCACGGACUCCGGCAUCGAGGAGGUGGACAGCCGGAGCAGUGGUGACCCCCACCUAGAGACAACCAGCACUAUCUCAACUGUGUCCAGCAUCUCCACCCUGUCCUCAGAGGGUGGGGAGAACCUGGACACCUGUACUGUCUAUGCAGAUGGGCAAGCAUUUCUGGUGGACAGGCCCCCCGUCCCACCCAAGCCAAAAAUGAAGCCCAUCAUCAACAAAAGCAAUGCACUUUACAAGGACGCCCUUAUUGAAGAGAGCCUUGAAACAAUGGGGCUGCCUCCUCCCGCCCCGCCCCCACCUCCAGGGGGCGCCCAGUCGGACCCUCCUAAAACCCCAACGCAAAGGACCUCAAAGCUUUGGGGCGAUCCACCAGAGCUCAAGAGCCCACCCACGCCCGACCCCAAGGCCAAUGUGAUCAGCGAGCUGAACUCCAUCCUGCUGCAGAUGAACAGGGAGCGCACACCCAAGCCAGGGGAAGCUCUGGACUCCCCCACGGGAUCCAGAACCAACUUCGGAGCCAGGGGUCCAGAGGGAGCGGCCCCAGCCUCAGGAACUCAGCGGAACACCAUGGUCACCUUCGCCGCCCGGCCGGGCCCGCACCCUCACCCAGCCGCCGUGUCACCGGGCCGCCAGCCGGACAGCAUGCCUGCCCAGCACCGUGCCCCCAGCCCCAUCACGUCCCCACCAGACUCGGGCCCUGGCCGCGCCUCCUCCCUCCCGGCCUCGGCCUCCUCGCCCACCCUGACGGACGUGUUUGGCCUGCCUACACCCCCAAUCGGCGGCGAGCGCUUCAGCCUGGGCUCGGGCCGCAGCCGCUCGCCCUCUCCGCUCACCCUCAUCCAGGCCGUCUCCAACAAGCCUUUUGCCUCCAAGCCGGUCCUCCUGUGGACCAAGCACGAUGUAGCAGACUGGCUGGAGAGCCUCAACCUGGCCGAGCACAAAGACGCCUUCAUGGACAACGAGAUUGAGGGCACCCACCUUCCAAACCUCCAGAAGGAAGAUUUAAUAGACCUGGGGGUGACUCGAGUCGGCCAUCGAAUGAACAUAGAGAGAGCUCUGAAACUACUACUGGACAGAUAAGAGAGGGUGACCAUCCUCUCCACCAGGACUUCAGGCUUCUGCGUUCAUCAUAUCUUUUUUAUUUUAAUUAUCAUUUUUCAACUUCUAUCAAGUGUUUGGUUAUUUUCCCAUUGUGCUCUUGUCGGAGUAUAGGAACUACCGCGUCCUGAACGACUGCCAUUUUGAAAUAACAGUUGCAGGUCCUGAAUAAGCACAACCGCUCUCUUAAAAUCCAAGUGGUCAUCUUCCGCCGGCUCGAGCCAGGCGAGGGGAGGGGACAAAACGCCAGAGCUCCUCUUUUUGUGAUACGUGUGUAACAGAGACCAGUUGCUUUGGAAUACAAGGACUUUUUGCCACAUUUGGAUGCACCCAAACCAGCAGAGCUGGCGCUUCAUUUUCUAUCUUUGCUAGAGUUUCCUCAGAGAAUAUUUCUUCAGAAAAAAAGGGUUAUAUUUCUUGAUGUAUCAGCUGUUUAGAAAAAAAAAUGUCUCGCUUCUCACCUACUUGUCUGGAAAGAAGAUAAAGCAGAAAUAUUUGCUCAAUCAAAGUAAUUUCUUGCAGUGCACAGUACAGAGUCCCAGAAUUGGUGUUUCUACUUGAAAAAAAUCACCUCUUUAAUAUCUCACACCUGUUUAAUAGUUAUAGGGGCACAAUUGUAGCAAGCAGUUGAGUUUUUAGUUGUCAUUUGCCCUCCCUUCCUUUCUUGGCUCAUGGUAAACAUUUUGAUUUGAAUUCAGCAUAUCUAUUUGAGUUGUGUGAGAGGUGUAACAUGUAUAUUAAUCAUUAUUGUCUUCCACACUAGUGCAGGUGAUGAGGAGUGCUGAAAGCCAAGGGCCGCCCCCUCUCUCCCAAACAAGCCCCUGUUCCCCAAAAGCACAGCACCCCUGAGGGAAAUGAGUGCUAUGUUCUCAAUUCAACAUCACCAUCCUCCUCCUGCUGUUCCGUCUAAUCUCCAAUCACUAGCUUUUUCAAAAAACGUCACAUUCGUUCUUACCUUGGAACUGAAUUACUGUCCCGCAGAGAUUUUUAAGGUGGGAAGAUUACUGUCGGGGGGUUGGGGGGGGUCAUCUUUUAGCAAAGCAUAUUUCAUCAAACCCAGGGGAAAUGUGUUUGGUUGGACAGACCAAGUGUGUGAACAAACCAAACUAGUCUAGAUGUUGGCCAGAUGAAGCUGACCCAGUGUUGGUAAAGGCUUAAUGGCACGGUCAGCAGUAACAGAGGGAAGAAAACCAACUGAUACUGUGCAGUAUGGCUGCAGUGGAUGUGAAUUAUUUAGAAAUG
Molecule: messenger RNA, 7114 nt
Organism: Megalops cyprinoides (Indo-Pacific tarpon)
Lineage: Eukaryota; Metazoa; Chordata; Actinopteri; Elopiformes; Megalopidae
Product: SH3 and multiple ankyrin repeat domains protein 2-like
Exons: 26
Coding region: 233-5854 (1873 amino acids)
Cellular component (GO): dendritic spine; postsynaptic membrane; postsynaptic density
Molecular function (GO): ionotropic glutamate receptor binding; synaptic receptor adaptor activity
Source: RefSeq, a predicted model, not a curated record